AUGAAUAUCUCAAAGAUUUUUUAUUUUUUUAAUUUCUUGUUUAUUGUAAAUUUAAUAUUACCAUGUUUAUCCCAAAAUAAAAUUUCUAAUGCAAAUAACAUGGAUUCAUUAGAACAUGUUGAUGCAUUUUUAGAGAAAAGAAAAAAAAGAAAAAGAAAUAUAAUUUUGUGUUCAUUAAUAUUAACUGGCUUAAUUACAUCUGCUGCUAUCGCAUGUGGAGUUGGAUGGUAUAUAAAAAAAAAUAAAGAUGAUAUAUUUGAAUAUCCUGAAUAUCCUGAAUUUUCUGAAUUUCCUGAUAAUUUUUUCACACAACCUGAUGGAGAAAUGCCAGGUACUAGUCAAAGUGAUAUUACUACUGAGUCAGCUGUAUCUAACAUAAAUAAAAUAGAUUUAAAUAAACCAUUAAUUGAAAAUAAUAAACAAGAAGAUAUCUCUUUUAAAAAAUUUAAUGCAUUUGUGGAUAGUUCGAGAUUAGCAAUAAAGAAUCUUUUUAAUAGUUUAAAUGAUUUAGAAAAAUCAGUUUUUAUAGUAGAUAAAGAUUAUAUGAGAAAAGUCAUUCAAAACUUAGAAUCAAAUAGAAAUGUAGAACUUUCAAGAAAACAAGAAGAUAAAGCAGUUCUAGAAAUGGAAUACUAUUUACAAAAAUUAUAUGCAAAUUAUUUAAGUGAAGCAAUUCAUACAAAAGGAGAAAAAUAG
Messenger RNA from Plasmodium gallinaceum, 696 nucleotides. It is a transcript of the gene ETRAMP, whose product is annotated as early transcribed membrane protein. The transcript has a single exon. The record is from RefSeq and is a predicted model, not a curated record. The coding region runs from base 1 to 696 and encodes 231 amino acids. Lineage: Eukaryota; Apicomplexa; Aconoidasida; Haemosporida; Plasmodiidae.